Molecule: messenger RNA, 1054 nt
Organism: Zophobas morio
Lineage: Eukaryota; Metazoa; Arthropoda; Insecta; Coleoptera; Tenebrionidae
Product: BUD13 homolog
Exons: 15
Coding region: 413-994 (193 amino acids)
Biological process (GO): mRNA splicing, via spliceosome
Cellular component (GO): U2-type spliceosomal complex; RES complex
Molecular function (GO): RNA binding
Source: RefSeq, a predicted model, not a curated record
UAAAAAUGUUAAGAAAGGAAAUACUUUAUUUAUCGAUGAUGACGCGGAAGACUGGAUUCAGGAAAAAAAUAUAGAGUCAAAAACUGUUUUUUGCAACCCAAUAGUCACAGGAAAUAUACAAAGUUUUAAAGCUAGUGCUGUAAACACGACCUGGAAAAAAGUGACUGAAUCUUCGGCAGAUGCAGUAAUUAAUAAUUCUCUCGAUGUUUUGUCGAAUCCGGAAGGAAGUAAAACUACUCAACUUUCAAAGCAAACGUCUACUUCGCACGACCUAAAAAAAAAUUUUGAGGCGCAUUCCGAUUCUGAUAUUUCACCACCUCGAAAAUCUUCUGCCGUCGAUGAUGAUUUGUCUCCUGUAAGAAAGCAAAGGCGACGGGUGGAAUGCUCCUCCCGAGACUUAAAAAGCGGGAGAAUGGCGGACGGCACGAAAGCCGGACUUUUAACAUCAAAAGAAAUUAAAGAAAUAAAUGCAUUGAAGCGCGCUCGCGAAAAAAAUUCCACUUUUUCGGAAAGGGAAUCGCAGACAACUAAAGCAGUUAUUCGCGAUAAAACGGGAAAGAGAAUAGAUCCGGAAUUAAUUAGAGAGCAGAAGAAAAUUGAAGAAGAAAAAGAAAAAGAAAGAAUGGUCAAGUACCAACAAUGGAGUGCAGGGACCACUCAACUCAAGUUACGCCAAGAAAAACUAAAGGAAGAGGAGCAUGAAGCAAAGAAAGCUUUUACUCGAUACCGCUCUGAUGAAGAUUUGGAUAAAUAUUAUCGCAAUCGAGCGCGAGCCGACGAUCCCAUGGCGAGAUUUCUGAAUAAAAAAAAAGACCAGGACAAGCCAGUUUAUAAAGGACCAUUACCGCCUACCAAUCGAUACGGGAUUUUGCCUGGUUAUCGCUGGGACGGUGUCGAUCGCUCCAAUGGAUUUGAAAAGAAGUUAAUGGAGGCACAAGCCAACAGACUAUCACGUGCUGCAGAGGUCUACACAUGGUCGACGGAGGACAUGUGAUCAGCAGACAUUGUCUUCGGCGGCGUGUUGUUGGGCUAAUCGUUCCAUGCAGGAUAUUGC